AUGCCUUCCCUGUCUUUAAUACAAACAAACGUCAUAUUCGCAAGUUUGAGAAAGAAUAAUCGAAUGCGUCGAAAAAAACGCCGUAAGAAACUUUUUACCAAGGAGCGAACACAUUGCCACCAUCCUUUCUACAAACUCCUAAAUGUAAAGACUCUACCGGCAGCAAUAAUAAUGAACGCAGCACAACUUGCCAAGUGUGACAGAAAACUAAUGCGCUCGCAUAUGGAGCACCGCCCUGGGCUAAAAAAUGUUGAAGAAUGGAAGAAGUUCGUAUCUCAAAACUUCGACAAAAUAGCUGAGGCUGUCGUAGGUUCGGUCGUAAAAGACACAGCUAAAGUAUACUCUUCUUCCACUCCAACAAAUAAACAGCCGUAUGAAAAAAUGAGAACGUGCACGGUCCAGAUAAACAGCCUCUUCAGAUCGGAUCUCCCCCCUAUUGUAAAGACAUUCGUGUGUACUAGAUUACAAGAUUUGAUGGUUACCUCGACAGAUUAUACCCUUUGCUUUUCGGCACUCGUGAAUAUGAUGAUAAGUGAGCUGAGGACUAGCGAAUUCUUCUUUGACAACAAUGAUAUCAAUAUUAAGAAAGUUCCUGGAUUCAACCUCGCCGAAUUGCUGUCUUUUGUUACAACUAAUGGGCCAAAACAGAUCAUCCAGCCAUUGGACAAGGAUUUAAUUGCCUCUAAACGAUUUGAUACGGACUUCAAGUGUCUCUUCACAAGCCAACAUCUGCAAGUUGUGCAUAGUUAUUUUUUUGGUGCCCGUGGUGCUAAAGAAGAAAAUUUAAACUCCCACCCUGUGCAGAAUAGUCUGUUUUGUUCUUUCAAAGAAUCCGGCCUUGAUAAACAGAGCUUAUGUCUUGAGAAAGCAUCAUCGUCGGCAAUGUCGAUGGCUCUUGAAACGUACCUGGUCAACUUUGAGAAUAUGUGGGACGGAAAAAAAGAUAGUUAA
Messenger RNA from Phycomyces blakesleeanus NRRL 1555(-), 951 nucleotides. RefSeq lists its product as hypothetical. The record is from RefSeq and is a predicted model, not a curated record. The transcript is spliced from 3 exons. Bases 1 to 951 code for a protein of 316 amino acids. NCBI's taxonomy places the organism in Eukaryota, Fungi, Mucoromycota, Mucoromycetes, Mucorales, Phycomycetaceae.